This is a messenger RNA of Anoplophora glabripennis (Asian longhorned beetle), 3453 nucleotides long. RefSeq names its product zinc finger and BTB domain-containing protein 14-like. Gene Ontology annotation, biological process: regulation of transcription by RNA polymerase II. The coding region runs from base 197 to 1276 and encodes 359 amino acids. Gene Ontology annotation, cellular component: nucleus. Lineage: Eukaryota; Metazoa; Arthropoda; Insecta; Coleoptera; Cerambycidae. Gene Ontology annotation, molecular function: protein binding. The record is from RefSeq and is a predicted model, not a curated record. The transcript is spliced from 6 exons.
UUAAGUGAUACAUUUUGCAUUAAAAGUUUUUAUCGAUCUUUCGAGUAUUUUUUCUUGUGUUGGUGGUGUCUAAGUGAGUCUGGUUGAAGAUUAAGAUUUUGGAAGUAUAUACACCAUAUAACAAUUUAUUUUUGUAAACCCCAUACACACAACCGUACCUCCAUGAUAGUAUACUGAGUCAGUGAACGGCAACGAGAUGGUUACCCCGCCCCAGCAAUUCUGCGUUCGUUGGAACAGCUACCAGUCCAACCUGCAGAACGCCUUCCCCAAACUACUCACAUCCGAGCACUUCGUAGACGUGACGCUGGCCUGCGAAAAUGAGAUGCUCAAGUGCCACAAGGUCGUGCUGUCGGCCUGCUCGACUUACUUCGAGAAACUCUUGUUGGACAACCCCUGCCAGCACCCCAUCAUCUUCAUGAAGGACAUGAAAUUCAGUGAGAUGCAGUCCUUGGUGGACUUCAUGUACAAGGGUGAGGUGAACGUAACUCAGGACGACCUACCUUCGCUGCUGAAAUCGGCGGAGGCGUUGCAGAUACGCGGGCUCUGCGGUUCCGACCAGCUGCUGAACCCCACAUACUUCGGUAAUAUCAGGAACAUGCAACAACACGUGCAACACCCCUUUCACAACCCUGCUCCAAAAAUGAGUUCACACAUUGUCAAAACCGAAAAUAUACCUCAACCCAGCCAAGUCCCCAUGAACAAAGAAGGCGAGCCGGUGGUGAAGAAAGAAGGUGCCGAAGGCUCAGACAGCGGAAAUAACCCUUCGUCUUCAGAAUGCGACUCCAACGACGGCAUGUUGCAAAUAAAAGAGGAUAUAGAAGAGGAACCGGACGAUUCCUUCUUCGACGGGGACAGCGAGUUGAUGGACCAGGAACUGACGGAGGAAGACGGGACUGUUAACACUGAUGUCAAACCACAGUUUUCUGCGAUCGCCAAUGUAUCUUGCCAGUACGACGGAGCACCAGGGUCAGCCAACCGUCGCAUCCGGCGAUCGGACGAGGAGCUCCGCAGGGCGGCGGAGUGCAUAACCCGCGGACAGACUUUCCAGACGGUCAGCGACCAAUUCAACAUCCCCAUAUCCACCAUCCGGUUCUACAUGGCGCGAAAGGGCAUCCUGCCGCGACGUAAGCGCGGCAGGGCGUGCGCCGGUCCCCUGGGCGUGGGCAUGGGCAUGCCCAUCAGUACGUCGUACAACUCCCCGGCGAGUCCCAUAGGUCCCCCGUACCAUAUCGUGCACUACAAGUUACCGGCGUUGGGAGUCUCGAAACUUAAAUAGGUCUUUCUGGGCAGCGCGUGCUCUGAUAUGUUGAGAUAAUUCUGAGUUUUCUCAUGUCUCGUGUCUGGUCGACCUUCUGUAGGCCCAUUUUAUUAUUAGCGUUAUUUGAUGUAGCGGACGGAGUUCCGGAUCGAGGGGGUGCUCCAAGGAGUCGUGGAUUUUAUCAAACUUAUUGGUUUAAUCAGAGUUUGGGCUUUCAUGUAAAAUGUUAGAGGAAGGUGUUUGGUCAUGUAUCGUAAAGUUGUUGAUUUUUUGUUUUUCUCGAUGGCUGUAUUACUUUUGUCCUUGGAGCGCCUCUGAUUCUUACGGUUCGUUCCGUACCUUCAUAACUGACUGUAUUGAGGCCAUAUUUAUGUGAAAUUCACUCUUAUUUAUUUAUAAUUUUUACAAUUUUUUUUUUAAUUUUGAGGAUCUCGUCGUGACUUUAUUUUUCGUCACUUUUUGACGGUACUUAGGAAAUAAGUAUUUUUUUGCUGCCAAAUAAGAUUUUUUUAUUUAUUUAACUUAAUCUUUAGUUUUCCCAUGAUUUUUACGUUGAUUUCGCGUUCGUUUCGAUCAAGUAAAAAUAUGUCUUCUCUAAGAAUAAUGUAAACUUAAGGAAAAUUGUGGUAGAAUGAGAACUUGUAGGAUGUGAAUUCUAGUAAAUAUAUGGAUAUCGGAAACUACGGUAUAGGAAAGUUAUUGUACAAAUUCUGUCUGACUUUGAUAUUAUACCUACGAAAAAUCUCAAUUUGAAACCUGUACUAGUCUUGUAACGGAUGAUUAUUUUUCGUAUGUAAGUUUUUAGUAUUUUUUUGCAUUUUACACAAACUAGUUGUAGUUUUGCUGCCAUUCUUUAUGGAUAUCCCUAUUAGUAUAGUUUGUUAACACAAAACUGGGAUCUGCAACUUUAACAAAAUGUCCAUUCAUUUACUCAACAACAUUUUCGUUUGGAUUGAAUCUAAAUGGACUGCGCGUGUAUUUAAAAAUUUUCGCUCCCAGUUUGUCACUAAAAUUAAGUUGUCAAGCUCAAUGAAAACUAACCUCUUAUUUAUACGAAUAUCGUGAUAUCUUGCUCUCUAUUUUAACACAUUACGGUUCAUUUUUUUCUUUACCCUCACAUCGUUGGUCGUCGGACCUUAGUUGUAAUCAAAAAAAUAAAAUAAAAUACGAAAGUAACUAGGCUUCCAUUUUUACACUCAGAGUAGUUAUACGUACUAAUUGAACCAGUGAAUAAAGAAACAGUCGCCUUAGAGUAUAUUUUACGAUGCCAAGUACUUAUUCGUUAUCUGCAGGUACAAAACGGUUUUAUUUUUCGUUCGGGAUAAGGGUAAUCAAAUUAUUUGUUUCGUCUUUCAUAGUUAAGAGAGUUACUGUGAGAUUAAGGUAAAAUUUAUUUUAUUUAUCGCCUAAUUUACAUGUAACAUAACCUUCUACGUGGCUCGUCAAAAAAUUCACGAAAUACCUGUACUCGAAUAAGGAAAGUAGUUUCUAAAAGCUGUUAAAGUGAAUGAAUGAAUGUAGGUGUUAAAUAAUUUUUUUUUUCACGGUUUAAUGGUAUACUAUGUCGUUUUUGACGAGUCCCGUGUAAAACAAUCGACUGACUGGAGUGGCAGCAUCAACCUUUGAAGCAAUAUGACCGACAAUGCGCUUAAUUUUUUUUUUUUAGUGUAAAGUCUACUUAAAGGUUCUUUUCUUAAUUUUUAAUGCAAUUUUGCCAGUGAUACAAAUAGAGAGGGAUUAUUUUUAGAUCCAUACAAUAUAUACUUUUUCAUAGAACCGCACUCACCUCAUAGAAAAAAAAACAGAUUAGGUUAGGGUUUAGACCCAGAACUACUUUCAUCGUCAAAAAAGAAAUAGUAAUAUGAUAUUUUCGUAAAUGUUAGACAAUUUGUUGUUAGAAGUGAAUUAUAUUAGAUGUACAUUUUUUUUAUAAUAAUAAACUUAGACUGAAUAUUGUGAACAUGAGUAUAAAACCCUCUUUUAUAUAUAAAGCAUUUUUUAGUUUUAUCCAAAAUAAUAGAAACAAAAUAUUCAUUCAGAGAUGGAUAGAAACUACCGUAUUUCUUUUUUUAUAAGUAAUUUUUGAUGCAGAAAAAAUUUUUUAUUUGUCGAUGAAAGGGAUCUAGGUUAAAUCAGGAUAUUCUAUUUCUGGAAACCGUGAAAGGACUGAUUAUCAGUUUGAGAAGAAAAAAAAA